CUGGCCUGGAACUUAUCAUGUGUUACAUUAUACCGAUAUGAUUCUUUAUCAUCGUUUAUCACAAUUAUUGCAUCUACUGCUAGAUCAGACCAAACUAAUCAUCGAGACAAGAACAUCUAGUCUUUGACGCUCCAAUUCAACAUUAGGGCAGCGUUUCAAGAAGCUGGAAGGUGUUCCAAGCAACGGUUACUAUGGCAACAAAAUGCGUAGUCAUUGGAGAUGGUCUUCCUUUGUUGGACUGUAUCCGGAUUAUCCAUACGAGUGGUUUAAAAGUACUCGCAACAUUCAGCAAUUCAACUGAUGUCCAGAACUGGUGUCAACAGCAAGGAAUCAAUGUUUUCUUACGGGAUGCUGACCUGUUCGAAAACCUCAAGAACGAGAGAUUUGAUUACUUAUUCAGCGUGUUUAAUCAGCGAAUUUUGACCGAGGAUGAACUCCAGCUUCCGGCUAAAUACGCCAUCAAUUACACCAAUGCGCCAUUGCCGAAAUAUGCCGGGGUCCAUGCUAGCUCUUGGGCCAUUCUUAAUAAUGAGGUCACCCAUGGCGUAACUUGGCACCUCAUGGACAAAUCAAUCAAUACUGGAGAUAUUGUGAUUCAGGAAACUGUCCAAAUAUCAGAAGAUGAUACGGCAUUUAGUCUCAAUAUCAAAUGCCAGGGUGCCAUGAGGUCCUCACUCCAAGCUCUCCUCAUAGAUAUCAAGGCCGAUCAUUUGAAGUGCACUCCCCAAAACUUAGCGAAAAGGUCAUACCAUUCAUUUCGAGACUCACCAAUAAAUGCGGCAGUUAUCGAUUUCAAAACUACAUCAGAAACUAUCCACCGAUUAACCAGAGGAUUGGAUUAUGGCCAAGGAGAAAAUGACUUUACAAAUCCAAAGAUUGUGACACCAAACGGACACGUUUUGAUAGUUUUGUCUUGUGCAUUGCUCAGUGGUGAUAAAGGCGAGUCAAAACCUGGUGUUGUACGAUCUAUCGAAGGAGAUUGUAUUGUUGUUUCCACCCAGGAUUCACAUAUCGAGCUGACAUUGGGAGAGCCAGAUGGUAGGCCCAUCAAGACAGAUGGUAUCAAAGUGUAUGGCGUCCAUGUUGGUACUGAAAUGCCCUCACCGAACAUCUCAAAACUGGAUGAACUUGGUUUACUGCAAACUACUGAACCGUACUGGAGAUCGAUUCUUGAUACCUAUCAACCAACCGAGUUCUUUCGACAGCAAUACGUAGACCACACGGAAUUUAAAGAUGCCGAUAUGUACACGGAGACAAUUUCUACAUCAAAUGAAGCGAUGGAACUCUGUAGGAAACUUAAAGUAUUAGACAGUAGUGACGCCAUAAAGGGGGCGCUUGUGACAUACAUUGGCCGUGUGUGUGGUAAACAUGAUAUUAAUAUUGGCUUAGGGUCAAUGGACAGACAAGUUGAUGUUGAUUCUAGUAUCAAGACGCUCUACGCAGAAAUAGUUCCUUUUUUGUUCUCUGUGGAGAAUUGUUCCGAGAAGACAAUCGUUGAUGCAAUCAGUGACGUAAGCAUCAAGAUAAACAAUGCUUUGAAACAAGGAUCGUACGCACUUGAUGUCUACAAGCGCUUUCCGAGGCUAAAAUACAAAGAUCGAAUCCCAAGACAUAAUAUUGUGUUAGCAACAUCAACUGAUGAAGUCAAAGCACAAAAGCAGGCCAAGAAUUUACUCAAAUAUUCAAGGCUAGUGCUUACUAUCUUGCCUGGCGGUGAUAUCGUUGUUAACAUCAACAACACUAUACUCCAAAGUAACCCAUUCAUCAUUGAGCAUAUGAGACGGUUUAGAUUCUACAUACAGAAUAUCAUGGCCCUUGACAACGAUGCAAAACUCCCGGAUGUACACCUUCUGAAUGCAAAGGAGCUCAAUGAGUAUCUGACCAAUGUAGCAAUGGACCCUCCCCAAGAAGCGAUAGAUCAAACUCUCGAUAACAUGUUCCUCGAACAGUGUGAGAAAACUCCAAAUGCAACAGCUGUUGUAUCGAACGAAAAAAUGGCAACGUAUGCCCAGUUGCGAGAUGCUUCAAAACCCUUAUCAAAGUUCAUACAGCCGAUAUUUGGAGACACUUCUAAGGAACGCUCAGUUAUAGGACUGUAUAUUCCAAACUCAUGCGAAUACGUUGCUGUCCAGCUCGCUGUUCUAAUGAGUGGCCAUGCGUUUCUGCCUCUUCCUGUAGAAUAUCCCCAGGAGAGAACUGAAUUCACAAUCAAUGAUGCCAAAGUGAAGCAUGUCAUUACCCUGCGGAAUUUAUACACUGACGUCAUCUCUAAUUUCAAAUCAUGUCAUGGAAAAAUGACCGUUGUACCAAAUUUCGGCAUAUGCGAGGACUUUGUUAUUCUUACACGUGAUAACGUCGACAGGGAAACAGAGGAGCUCUGCCAAGCCAGAGUGAACCAAAAGUUAGCAUAUGUGAUUUAUACUUCUGGGUCGACCGGCGUCCCUAAAGGUAUCCAGAUAUGUCAUUCUGGUGUCUGCAACGCCAUUGAUUCAUGCAUUCGGGUCUUUGGCAUGAGCUCUAGUGACACAGUAGCUCAGUAUGGCUCGAUCGGUUUUGAUGCUUCCAUAGUGGAGAUCUAUAUAGCUUUGGGAGCAGGGGGAAAGAUUGCUAUCUUCAAUGAUCAACAACGAAUAGGAAAUGGCUUUAUUGAAGCAAUGAAAAUAUUUCAAAUCACGACAAUUGCCAUGACUCCUUCUACUUUGAAACUCUAUGAUCCCUCGGAUUUUCCAGACUUGAGGGUGAUAAUAUCGUCGGGGGAAGCAUGUGACAGGCAGACAGGGGAAGUGUGGUCUGGACCAAAUAGAACACUCUAUAACGGCUAUGGACCAACAGAAGUAUCAAUUGGAGCAACCCUAUAUGGGUACAACCCCGAGACAUCAGCUGAGUACAACGAUCUACCCAUUGGGAAACCCUUCUCAAAUGUUUCUAUUUUCCUGCUAGACGAUUGCCAUAAACCAGUACCCGAGUAUGUUCCUGGUGAACUACUUGUUGGCGGAAUAGGAGUGAGUCUUGGAUAUCUAGGUCACGCUACUGAUAGAAACAAAGACGUCUUUGUCCCCAAUGUCCUAGGACCAAAACCCAAAUAUUUGUACAGGACUAACGACGUAGUAUUUCAAGAUAAAUAUGGCGAUGUACUUUAUGUUGGCAGGAGGGACAAGAUGAUCAUGUUUAGAGGUCAACGAAUUGAACUGGGAGAUAUUGAAAGAGUCUUUAUGCAGCAGACAGAAGUCGAGUCAGCUGUUAUAGUUCUUCAUGAUGGAAAACAACAGGGGGACGAACCGUUCUUAGCUGCAUUUGUGUCACCAAGUCACGUGAAUAUAGCUAAACUGAAACUAUCUGUGUCCCAAACAUUACCACCAGACACUCGCCCGACCGUCAUCAGACCAAUUAAUGUGAACGAACUGCCCAAAACUGUGAAUGGAAAGAUUGAUAGAGAUAUGUUGGCCAAAGAUGGGAGUGUUUACAACUUUGUGAAUGCAGCUGAUGACGCUGAGAAAGAUAACAUGGGAGAGACGGAAGAGGGAAUUGCUAAGAUAUGGAGCAAACUCCUGAAACUACAACCUGAAGAUGCUGCUGGUAUUAAUAAAGACAGUAGUUUCAGAGAGUUGGGUGGAAACUCGUUGUCUCUCAUUCUCUUACAAAAAGCUAUCAAGAAGGAAUUGGAAACUGAUUUAUCAUACUUCGAACUGAUAAGCUCGGACAUUCUUGGAGCACUUGCGACUAAAAUCAAGGAAAAACGAAUUGAAAAACCGAGCGAAUCUGAUGACCUUCAAAACAUGCCAGUCGAAUUGAAGAAAGAGCUUCUGAAGGACUCCACUCUAGACGUGAAUGCGAUUGAAUCCUUGGCAGAUAAAGAAAAUGUAGUUGGCCCUCUUCAGUUGACAACCGAUCCAAUCAACAUUCUCCUGACAGGCGCUACUGGAUUUCUGGGGUCUUUUAUCUUACAUGGGAUCAUGGAAUCUACAAAUGCAAUGGUCUACUGCUUAGCUCGAGGAAAGACUGAUUCAGAUGCGUUUAGUAGAGUGAAAUCUGCGCUUGUAAAGUUCAGCAACUGGAAGGACGAGUACGAGGCUAGAUUAGAAGUGAUCAAGUCAGAUCUUGCUGAUGUCAACUUGGGGCUAACGUCUUCUCAAUAUGAGAAACUCUGUCUUAAGAUUGACGUUGUCUUCAUUAAUGCUGCAAAGAUGGACUUCAACUCCCCAUACAGUGAUCAUAAAACCGCUAAUGUUGAAAGUACAUUGUCUCUUAUUAAGCUAGCGGCCACCCACCACAAAAAGUUCCUCUUCUCUGUCUCCUCUCUGAAUGUAUUCCUCUUCCCAUGUACCAAAUAUAAGGACUCGGCAAAUGGUAUGCCUGUACUAAAGGAGACAGAUUUCUUCGAGGAUCCGUCAACGCUAGUCGGUGGAUAUGGCCAGAGUAAAUGGGCAUCUGAAAGGCUGGUUCAGCAAGCUCUUAAGGUGCUUCCUGGUGGUGCCAUCUUUCGACCAGCUAGAAUAACCGGAAGGUCAACAGAUGGAGCAGGUCCGACCAGUGAUUUCUUCGCACUUUUCCUAAGAGGUGCCAUUCAGUUGGGUUCCUAUCCAACAGUCCAGUUCCCAUUUGACUUGACGCCUGUUGACUAUUGCGCCAAAUCAAUCACCCAUAUUAUGACCAAAAUAUGCACCGACAGUACACAUCACCCAACUGUCUUCCACCUAAACAACACCAGAGUCAUCAAAUUUCAUGAACAAUUUCAAGGACUCGGGCUGAAAGCAUUGCCAUUGGAGGAGUGGUGUGACGAAUUCGACAAAACAGCCACUGAGAAGAAUCCACUAUACGCCCUUGGGCCAUUUAUCACAGACGCCUUCAGAAUUGCAGAUGGAUACCGUUGGCCAUUGUUUGAUGAUGAAAACACAAUGCAAAUAUUGCCACGGGAUAUCAAAAACAUUUUGAAACCAACCAAAGAACUUUUAGAAAUCUGCUUCAAAUUUUUGAAUAUUUCUCGUCGUUAAAAACUUAUGUUUGGAUGGUCACACUUGUCUCUAUGUGAGCUCUUAUAGUAGCUAGAUCAUUUGAUUGAUGAUACUAAUCACAGUGUACAAUGAGGAUAGUAGUUACGGUUUUUAUUCACCGCAUGUACACAUUUCAAAAUAUGAACUUUAUAAAAUGGGAUGAGCAAUCCUUUCAGAGUUGAUUCUUUUAAUAAUGUUUUUGUCACAAUUCAAGUUAUGUUUCCUGCAUUUGCUGCAUUCCUAUUUCUAAAAUAAAGCUAAAUAAUAGGCAUAUGGUGCAUUAAUGGGGAAAUAUUAAUGUCAGUCUUAUUAUAUACUAUCUAGUAACAAUUACUUUUAUUAAAUAUGGCCUAUCAAUUCUUCAAAAGGGAAAAAUAAUUUACGACUUUUUAUUUGUGUGAAAAGUUUUUUUGUAUUUCGGAAUUGUCAAUUUUUGUUGCACUUAUACUUGUACAUUAAAUAAUAUGCUUUACCCGUGUAAAAUAAAUAAAACACUUAAAAUAAUGCAUAUUG
Molecule: messenger RNA, 5504 nt
Organism: Owenia fusiformis
Lineage: Eukaryota; Metazoa; Annelida; Polychaeta; Sabellida; Oweniidae
Source: the annotation of a GenBank genome assembly